GGUGGAACUUGGCUUAAAGUUUAAAUGCUUUUGUACCCUGCCCUGCAGGAUCUCUAGCCAGGGGAAUCUGAUAAGUUAGCCCAAGGGUGACAGUACCUUUGCUCUCUCCCUGCAAUCAAAAGCUUUCUGAGUGCUGAGGUGGGCCCCACUGACUCCCUUGCUGCGGUGUUUCUUCAAGCGCACAGAAUCACUCUUUUCGCUACCAAAACAAGAUGCUGUUCCAUUUGAGGAGCCUGUUGAACAAUGCAGCUCUGAGAAAUGGCCACCAUUUCGUGGUUCGAAAUUUUCGAUCUGGACAACCACUACAAAAUAAAGUACAGCUGAAGGGUCGUGAUCUCCUCACUCUAAAAGACUUCACAGGAGAAGAAAUUAAGUACAUGCUAUGGCUAUCAGCAGAUCUAAAACACAGGAUAAAACAAAAAGGAGAGUAUUUGCCUUUAUUGCAAGGGAAGUCCUUAGGCAUGAUUUUUGAGAAAAGAAGUACUCGAACAAGACUGUCCACAGAAACAGGUUUUGCACUUCUGGGAGGACACCCUUGUUUUCUUACCACGCAAGAUAUUCAUUUGGGUGUGAAUGAAAGUCUCAUGGACACAUCUCGUGUGUUGUCUGGCAUGACAGAUGCAGUGUUGGCUCGAGUGUAUAAACAAGCAGAUCUGGACACCCUGGCUAAAGAAGCAUCCAUUCCAAUUGUCAAUGGGCUAUCAGACAUGUACCAUCCUAUCCAGAUCCUGGCCGAUUACCUCACUCUCCAGGAGCACUAUGGCUCUCUGAAAGGCCUGACCCUCAGCUGGAUUGGAGAUGGAAACAAUAUUCUGCACUCCAUCAUGAUGAGUGCAGCGAAAUUCGGGAUGCACCUGCAGGCUGCUACUCCAAAGGGUUAUGAGCCGGAUCCUAGUGUAGCCAAGUUGGCGGAGCAAUAUGCCAAGGAGAAUGGUACCAGCCUGUUGCUGACACACAAUCCACUGGAAGCAGCUCGCGGAGGCAAUGUAUUAAUUACAGACACUUGGAUAAGCAUGGGACAAGAAGAGGAGAAGAAAAAACGACUCCAGGAUUUCCAAGGUUAUCAGAUUACAAUGAAGACUGCUAAAGCUGCUGCUCCUGACUGGACAUUUUUACAUUGCCUGCCCAGAAAGCCAGAAGAAGUGGAUGAUGAGGUCUUUUAUUCUCCACGAUCACUAGUAUUCCCUGAAGCUGAAAAUAGGAAGUGGACAAUCAUGGCUGUCAUGGUGUCUCUGCUGACAGAUUACUCACCUCAGCUCCAGAAGCCAACGUUUUGAAGUUGUGAUGCUUGUCAGGAGAGAAACAAUAUCUUCCAAUAACAAAAUGAGUCAGUUUAUGGUGGGAACGGGGAGAAAACUGAAAACAAACAAAUCCUGAUAACUUGUAUAUGAAAACUGUAUGUUUACUUUGCCAUUCAUAAAACCUGUCUGAAACCCUCAAUUUAAGUGCUGAUGAACUAUAAUUAAUACAUGACCUGACUUGGUUUUAACACCCUUCAGAAUUUACAACUUCAGAGUUACAUUUGGGUAUCACAUUAAAAACCAUGUGCAUUUACUUCAACUAAACAUAAAAUACUGUGUUCAUAAUACAUGAUAUAUAAGCCACUAAAUAUAAUCUGUGCUUAUUGCCUUAAUAAAUUAUCCCACACACUAAUUUAUAAGUAAACAUUUACCAGGCAGUCAGAGGCUGGUAGAUCUAUGGGCUAUGUUCCUGUUUCCCAGGACCACUGAGGAAGCCAGAUGAUCACUCUUGUUCAAAUAGAACAAAUUCUCAGGCAGUGAGGUAGACAGACCUGAACUUAGGUAAACAAAUGAUCAGAGUCUUAGAAAUCACUUAGACUGUGCUCCAACUCUGGAAUAUUUUUUUUCUAGUCAUUUGUGGGAGGGAAGGUCCUUCAGUAGCACACAUCUGCUCUCAGUAACAUGUUACAAGCUUAAAGAUGCCUCUUACGUACAUGUGCUAAAACCAUGGAUACCUAGCUAGGUACUUCAGAUCCAUUAGAGAGUAAAAUCAUCCAAGUCAAGUUUUCCAGCAGGAGCAAUUUUGGUGUAUUCAUGCUUGCAUUUCUCACACAGCUACUCACACUGCACACUUGGGUUUUCAUAAAUUUACCACUUGCCACAUUUUAGCCCAUUUAAAAAAUUUUCUUCUUUUUUGUUUUGUUUUGUUACCAGAGCACUGUUCAGCUCUGUCUUAUGGUGGUGCGGGGGAUUGAACUUAGGACUUUGGAUCCUCA
Erinaceus europaeus (western European hedgehog) is the source of this 2236-nucleotide messenger RNA. It is a transcript of the gene OTC, whose product is annotated as ornithine transcarbamylase. Gene Ontology annotation, biological process: L-citrulline biosynthetic process. The record is from RefSeq and is a predicted model, not a curated record. Bases 213 to 1277 code for a protein of 354 amino acids. Lineage: Eukaryota; Metazoa; Chordata; Mammalia; Eulipotyphla; Erinaceidae. Gene Ontology annotation, cellular component: mitochondrion. The transcript has 10 exons. Gene Ontology annotation, molecular function: amino acid binding; ornithine carbamoyltransferase activity.